Magnolia sinica is the source of this 4557-nucleotide messenger RNA. Its product is annotated as E3 ubiquitin-protein ligase RKP. Gene Ontology annotation, molecular function: protein binding; ubiquitin-ubiquitin ligase activity. Gene Ontology annotation, cellular component: cytoplasm; ubiquitin ligase complex. The transcript has 11 exons. NCBI's taxonomy places the organism in Eukaryota, Viridiplantae, Streptophyta, Magnoliopsida, Magnoliales, Magnoliaceae. The record is from RefSeq and is a predicted model, not a curated record. Gene Ontology annotation, biological process: ubiquitin-dependent protein catabolic process; protein ubiquitination. The coding region runs from base 353 to 4171 and encodes 1272 amino acids.
UUUCUUCCGUAUUAAAAAUAUCCCUCGCCUCUUCUCCGUCUGCCUCUAAAUGGCGUCUGAAAAUCCUAAUUUCCUUCCGCUGCUUCCACCGCUGCUGCGAAAUUACAGAAACCUAAUUCUCUCCACUUCUAUUGAUUUCUCAGAGCUCAAUCGUCUUGGGAAUUUUCUAUGAGGCUGAAGCUUUUGUGCCUUGGAAUCGGUUUGCUUUGGUUUCGUUGAAGAAUUAUCGAAAUCAGAACUGUUCGAAGAAACUCAUUUAUUUGGAGGGAAUUUAAGAAAAAUCAUUUUUAUCGGUUUUCUUCAAUAAUUAGGGGUCAAGACGAACACACCGCCAUUCCCUUCUAGUCCUUUAAUGGCGGAAGAUGGGCUCAGGCUCAACGGGUUUUCUCCGGGGUUGGCUAUUAUUUUAAACGAGGAAGAUAGGAGAGACAAUUCCCAGAAAACCCACCUUGUUUCCUAUCACGAUGACAUCCGCAACCCCUCUGUUGAACGUACCCUCGAGCAUGUAUUUGAUCUCCCGUACAAGUCAAUACAUCCACCGACUUGUCCGAUUGAUGCCGAUUUUGUUCGUUCGGUCUUGAAGAAAGAAAUUCCAAAAUUUCGGGGGAGCCCGAAUUGGGCAUGUAGUGAUAGCGAUAGAGAUGGGAUAUGUGUCAGCGGUGUCGCGGAUGGUGCUGUCGUAAUAGAUGAAGCUAGCAUCUGCGGGGAGGUACGGAGUUUCAAGCAGCCGCUGCUCGUGGAAAGCCUUGCUGUGUUCAGCAGCGUCCGAGCCAAUGCUUGCAUGUGGAAAGGGAAAUGGAUGUACGAAGUGCUUCUAGAAACUUGUGGGAUACAGCAACUCGGGUGGGCCACCCUUUCGUGCCCAUUUACCGACCAUAAGGUUGUGGGGGAUGCCGAGGAUUCAUAUGCUUUUGAUGGGAAGAGGGUUAAGAAAUGGAACAAGGAUGCUGAGAAAUAUGGUCAGUCAUGGGUUGUCGGAGAUGUCAUUGGCUGUUGUAUUGAUUUGGACUGCGGUGAGAUUUUGUACUACAGAAAUGGGGUUUCACUUGGGGUUGCUUUUGAUAAAGUUCGGAAGAUGGGGCCUGGACUUGGGUAUUAUCCUGCUAUCUCUCUUUCUCAGGGUGAGCGUUGCAGCAUGAAUUUUGGGGCUCACCCGUUCAAGUACCCGGUUGAUGGGUUCCUUCCUAUUCAAGCUCCUCCUAUGUUGAAUUUCCAUGUGAAUUACUUGCUGCAAUGCUUGUUGAGGCUGUUGGAGGUGCAUAGCAUAGACAAAGCAGAUUCAUCAUCUGUCGAGAAAUUGAGAAGAUUGAAGAGGUUCGCGUCUCUUGAAGAACUCUUCUACCCAGUCUCUCGUGGGAUAUGUGAGGAAUUGUUUUCUUUAAUUGACGAGCAACCGAGAAGUGCUGAAUACAUCGGGUGGGGCCCACUCGUAUCAUUCUUGUUGGAAGUGUUCAGGAUGCAGGCGCUGCAUGAUUAUGCAAGCUUAGAUAGGGUUGUGGAUCUUUUUCUAGAGUUUUCUGGAUCUCGUUCAGUGUUCCAGCAUGUGAUUAAUGCUCUUUCUUGUAGUUGCAAAACAACACCUCUGGUACUUACAGAGUGUCCAUAUUCAGGAUCAUACCCUUAUCUUGCAUUGGCUUGUCAUAUCCUCAGGCAUGAAGAGCUGAUGAUUCUAUGGUGGAAGUCGGGGGAUUUUGAGUCUUUGCUUGAAGGGUUUCUAUCAAGAAAGGGUCCUAACAAGCAGGAUUUGCAGCGCUUGAUGCCUUCUGUUUGGUGGCCAGGAUCAUGCGAGGACAUGUCCUCUGAAAGCAGUAUGAUACUGACAACGACAGCAUUGUCCGGAGCAAUCAAUAAGAUCGAGGAGAUGCAUCGGGAACUUUGCUGCUUGGUCAUACAGUUCACACCUCCCAUCACACCCACUCAGUUACCGGGUUCAUUGUUCAGGACAUUUCUACAGAACCUCAUUUUGAAGAACAGAGGUGCAGACCGCAACCUGUCACCUCCUGGGGUUUCAAGCAAUUCUGUUCUUGUUUCUUUGUACACAGUGAUCCUCCAUUUCCUAUCUGAAGGGUUUCCCAUGGGUGAUAUAUGUGGAUGGAUGAAGGGCUCCAGAACAAAAGCUGGAAUUGAUGAAGGUUUUCUUCACAGGGGUGGGCAGCAAAGUUUCCCUGUAGGCCUGUUUCUUAGAACUGAUCCUCAUCGCACUGACAUUUCUAGGCUUGGGGGGUCAUUUAAUCAUCUAUUGAAGUCUCACCCUGUUAAUGACAGGGAGACAGAAGUAGUUCAGUGGGAGGAAGGCUGUAUGGAUGAUGAAAAAACAAAAAUCACGCAUUCUACAGAGAAGAAGCCUUGUUGUUGUUCAACUUCUGAUGUUGAUUUUGGUAGAACCUCAAAGGAUCCAAUCAGGUAUAUAUCCAAAGGUUCUAGGGGCCACUGCAGUCCUAUCCCAGAGAGAUCUGCUCAUGUUGCAGCUGAGUGCAGCACAGGAAGUUUGAAUGAUGAGAUUGUGGAUAAACCUAGUUCGAGUGACCAGUCGGAAUCAGAUUUUCGAUAUCGACCAGUUCAGACUCUGAGAAGUCUACCGAGCACGAGCCAUUUGUCUAAUGCUACACUAAGAGAGGAGGAGCUGCUAGAUGCUAUGCUAUUGCUGUAUCAUUUGGGCCUUUCUCCAAAUUUUAAGCAGGCGUCAUACUACAUGUCUCAUCAGUCACAGUCAAUCUCUCUUUUGGAUGAAACCGACAAACAAAUAAGAGAAAGAUGUUGCACUGAAGAAUUGAAACGCUUGAAGGAAGCUCGGAACUUUUAUCGGGAAGAAUUAAUUGAUUGUGUCCGACAGUGCUCAUGGUACCGCAUCACUCUGUGUUCUCGCUGGAAGCAAAGGGGAAUGUAUGCAGCAUGCAUGUGGAUUGUUCAAUUGCUAUUGGUUCUUAGCAAAGUAGACUCAGUGUUCAUUUACAUACCUGAAUUUUAUCUAGAAGCACUGGUUGACUGCUUCCAUGCAUUGCGCAGGAGUGAUCCUCCAUUUGUUUCUUCUGCAAUUUUUAUCAAGCAAGGACUCGCUUCUUUUGUUACCUUUGUUGUUAUGCAUUUCAACGACCCACGGAUAUCUAGUGCAGAUCUAAGAGAUCUGCUUCUCCAAUCAAUAUCAGUCCUGGUUCAAUACAAGGACUACUUGGUUGCAUUUGAGAGCAAUGAAGCAGCUAUUCAGCAAAUGCCAAGAGCGCUACUGGCAGCAUUUGAUAACAGAUCAUGGAUCCCAGUAACAAACAUAAUUCUGCGUCUGUGCAAAGGUUCUGGAUCCGGUUCCUCAAAGCACGUGGAGGCAUCAUCAUCUGCUCUAUUCCAGGGUUUAUUACGAGAUGCAUUUGUCCAUGAUGAAGGACUGUUCUCAGCUUUUCUCAAUCGACUAUUCAACACCCUCAGCUGGACGAUGACUGAGUUCUCUGUUUCAAUCAGAGAGAUGCAAGAGAAUUAUCCGGUCCUGGAGAUGCAACAAAGAAAAUGCUGUGUGAUAUUUGACCUUUCAUGCAGUCUCGUGAGGGUACUGGAGCUCUGUACGUGUGAAAUACCUCAAGCUUUUCUCCUGGGACCUGAAAUGAACCUUCGAAGGCUAACAGAGUUGAUAGUCUUUAUUCUAAACCACAUAGCCACGGCUGCAGAUGCUGAGUUUUUCGAUUUAUUGCUCAGGCGACAAUUUCAGGCUCCAGAGAAGAUAAACCGAGCAAUGAUCUUAGCCCCUCUGGUCGGGAUUAUCUCAAACCUCAUGGAUGCAAGUGCUGAUUUCGAAUCUCGAGAGCAUAAUGAUGUUGUGGGUGUGUUUGCAAGCAUGGACUGUCCUGCAACUGUUUCUUGUGGGUUUCAGUAUUUGUUGAGCUACAACAGGGGUGUCAUGAGAGGGGGUGAUGCUUCGAUUGUGAGAGUCAGGCUGUUGGAGACAUUUGCGACGUGCCUUACAGAGGCAUUGGAAAGGAGAGGGUCCAGCAAUGGAGCUGAGGACAAAGAGGAGAGCUACUGCUGCAUCUGCUACGCUUGCGAUGCAGACGCUCAGUUCGAGCCUUGCCGCCAUAUUUCGUGCUUUGGAUGCAUAACUAGGCACCUCCUCAAUAGCCAAAGGUGCUUCUUUUGUAACAUGGCAGUCAUCGAGGUGGUGAGAUUUGAUGGAAAAGAAGGCUAGAGGUCCACAGAUGAAUUGAGAUGAGAUGAGAUCAAGUGGGGCUCCAUUCUCCUAUUUAUUUCCACAUUGGAAUCAGCUGAGUAUUGAAAUGGCCUUUCUCGGAAGCAGGUGGUCAUCUUGGGCAUGUGUCAAUGGAUAACCCAACAUUACUUGGGUGGGUUUUUUUUUUUUUUUUUUUUUUUAAAACAUGCUGGAAUUGAAACGUGUAUGUAUAAGAAAAAGUGGAAGAAAAGCUGUGAGUUUUUGAGGGUUGGUGGGAUGUAACAGGGGAGUAGGGAUAGGAGUACAAUUGGAUAGUAUGAGUUAGUAUAAAAGAAUUUUGUAGAGUAAGUUGAGGUCAUUACUUUGUAAAUAUGAGAUGUAAAUGGAAGGAAAUGUUUUGGGUC